This is a messenger RNA of Mangifera indica (mango), 607 nucleotides long. RefSeq lists its product as uncharacterized. The record is from RefSeq and is a predicted model, not a curated record. The transcript has a single exon. The coding region runs from base 155 to 427 and encodes 90 amino acids. NCBI's taxonomy places the organism in Eukaryota, Viridiplantae, Streptophyta, Magnoliopsida, Sapindales, Anacardiaceae.
UGCAGCCACUGGUUUCAUUUCCCAAACUUCUGGCUCCACUCACUCCUAUACCAUCCCAGCAUCCAUCCCUAUAUAAACAAGAUCACUCGGCCACUGAGGCUAUCAAAUCAUCAAAUUGUUAACAAGAGAAGAGUAUCUGAAGAAUACAUUGGAGAUGAGUUCAACAAGCAAAGCCUGGAUAGUUGCAGCCAGUGUUGCAGCAGUUGAAGCCCUGAAAGAUCAAGGAUUCUGCAGAUGGAACUACACCAUUAGAUCAUUAAAUCAACGUGCCAAAAACAAUAUCAGACCAUUUUCUCAGUCGUCCAAGAAGUUGUCUUCUUCAUCUACUGCUGUGGUUUCAAGCAAAAUAAGAGAACAGAUUGCGAAGUCAUCAGAGGAAUCUUUGAGAACAGUCAUGUACUUGAGCUGUUGGGGUCCCAACAACUAAACUGGUCAAGAGUUGCAGUAAUUUCGGAAGGCUUGUAUGAGGAAUCAACAACUUAUAGUUAUUGAUUCGAAUUUGUCACUCUCAUGUAGCGGUUUUAUAUAUAUAUGUUCAUGAGGUGGUAGAUAAUUGUAACUUGUAUAAUUGUUUAUAUAUAGAAAUUGAGAGAAUUGUUAGCACACA